Molecule: messenger RNA, 2118 nt
Organism: Gossypium raimondii (Peruvian cotton)
Lineage: Eukaryota; Viridiplantae; Streptophyta; Magnoliopsida; Malvales; Malvaceae
Product: 3,9-dihydroxypterocarpan 6A-monooxygenase
Exons: 2
Coding region: 298-1851 (517 amino acids)
Cellular component (GO): membrane
Molecular function (GO): oxidoreductase activity, acting on paired donors, with incorporation or reduction of molecular oxygen, NAD(P)H as one donor, and incorporation of one atom of oxygen; heme binding; iron ion binding
Source: RefSeq, a predicted model, not a curated record
UUUGUGGAGUCGCUUCAUGUUUGUAUGUUUGUUGUGAUUAUGAGUAUAAGGAAUAUAAUUAGUUUGAUCAACUUCAGUAAAUAUUCAAACACUGCAAAAAGGGAGUAAUUGAUCAUCAAACUUCAAAGUUCUCACUUAAUAUCAGAGAUUCAAUGGAACAAUUCAUAUAUCGUGGUCCCCUUGCUCUCCUGCUGCAAAAUGAUUUUGAUGGAACAACUCUGCAUUUGGACCUUAUAUAAGAAUAUGCAGUAAACCCCAGAUUUUGCAACUCACAUAUAUUUUUCGUCCUGUUCAACCAUGGUUGAUUCUCAAGAAUACAUUCUUCUCUUCCUUAUCUGGUUCAUAACCAUCCUCUUUCUCCGAGCCAUCCUUAGCAACUCACGAGGGAAAAAACCCCAUCUUCCACCCACCCCACGUGCCCUUCCAGUUAUUGGACACAUGCACCUCCUUGGCCCCAUACCUCACCAAGCUCUUAACAAACUUUCAGACCGCUUUGGACCUUUGGUCUACUUCUACAUCGGAUCAAAGCCUUGUCUGCUUGUGUCUUCCCAAGAAACCGCAAAAGAAGUAUUUAAAAACCAUGAAACUACUUUCUUAAACCGCCCAAAAAUGGCCAAUCUUGAUUACCUUACAUAUGGUACUGCUGAUAUGGCCAUGGCACCUUAUGGUCCCCUUUGGAAGUACAUGAAGAAACUUUGCAUGUCUGAACUUUUGGGGACUCGAACCUUGGACCAACUCCUUCCCGUCAGACGUGAGGAGAUGACUAGAUUUGUAAGAUUAAUACAAGACAAAGCUGAGACAGGUGAAGCACUUGAUGUUGGAGUGGAACUGAUGAGGCUGACCAACAACAUAAUAUCAAGAAUGCUACUUAGUAAGAGGUGUUCAGAUAAAGAAGAUGAAGCCAAUGAAGUGCAGACAAUAGUGAAAGAGAUGAACAAACUUGGCACAAAGUUUAAUCUAUCGGAUUUACUUUGGUUUUGUAAAAAUUUAGAUCUUCAAGGGUUUAGGAAAAGGCUCAAGGAUGUUCGAGAUAGAUAUGAUAUUCUGAUGGAGAAAAUCAUAUUGGAACACAAGGAAGCAAGAAAGAAGAAUAAAUCGACUGCAGCUGACACCAUGAAAGAUGUACUUGAUAUUUUGAUCGAAAUAUCGGAAGACCAAAAUGCUGAGAUGAAAUUGACCGCAGAGAACGUAAAAGCCUUCGUUAUGAAUUUUUUUGGGGCUGGGACAGAUACAUCCUCGGUUACAAUAGGAUGGGGAAUAGCAGAGCUUAUUAAUCACCCAAAUGUGAUGGAGAAAGUACAAAAGGAGAUUGAUUCCGUGGUUGGAAGGAACAGAAUACUGGAAGAAUCUGACAUAUCAAACCUCCCAUAUCUGCAAGCUAUAGUAAAAGAAACAUUGAGGCUUCAUCCUGGUGGACCAUUAGUUGUGAGAGAGUCAACAGAAGAUUGUGUCAUUAGUGGUUAUGAGAUUCCAGAAGGUACCAGGCUCUUUGUCAAUGUGUGGGCUCUUGGUAGGGACCCCAAUCAAUGGGAGAACCCCCUUGAGUUCAUACCAGAGCGAUUUCUUAGUGAAGAGUGGAGGCAAGGCAAGAACCAGUUUUUGGAUGUGAGGGGACAACACUUCAGCCUGUUGCCAUUUGGGAGUGGAAGAAGAAGCUGCCCUGGAGCUUCGCUGGCACUACAGGUUGUCCCGACAGUCCUUGGCAUAAUGAUACAAUGCUUUGAUUGGAAGGUUAGAGAUGGAGCAAAUGGCACUGUUAAUAUGGAGGAAAAAGCUGGAAUGACUCUUCUUAGAGCUCAUCCAUUGGUUUGUCACCCAGUCACAAGGCUUUCUCCAUUUCCAGCACUAUGAGUAUUCCGAUACAGACCCUUGUCUCCUUGCAGACAUGCUUGGACUAUAUCUAAAUAUCUAGUAGAAAGUGCAAUAUUAGUAUAAAUAAGGAUGUAUGUAAACCGUCGAUUGUGUCCACAUUUUCUAUUCUUGUAAGUUGUAAAAUGUGGGAUGACUAGGCGCUCUGCCAUUGUUGUGUGGCUUCGAAUGGAACUUGUUUCUUCUUAGAAUUACUUCUGUUGCGAUUGCCGAAUCGCCCUGUCAAUAAAUUCCUUUGUCUUAUGAGUU